CACACUCAAAGGACAAAGGGCUCUUAGGCUCUUAUUAAAAAGGCGGAGGAGUUUGUGAUAACUCGCACGGCCUAUGCGUACGUAGCACCAGGAGCUAGCAAACACUACUCUUUUUUUCUUUUUUUGCGGGGAAGCUAGCAAACAGUACUACUAACCUUCUGCUUAUAUAUCACCAACAAAUACUAUGUCGGUCACGCCUACCAACGACGUCGUGAUGACUGGCCCUGUAGCUGGCGCCGGCGACGUGCAGGCCGCUGAGACGUUCCGCGUGUUCGUCGGGUACGACUCGCGCGAGGACAUCGCGUACCGCGUGUGCCGGCGCUCCCUGCUGCAGCGCUCCUCCGUGCCGGUGGCCGUGAUCCCGAUCGUGCAGCAGGAGCUCCGGUCUGCGGGGCUGUACUGGCGGGAGCGCGGGCCCACGGAGAGCACCGAGUUCUCCUUCACCCGCUUCCUGACGCCCCACCUGGCCGGCUACCGCGGCUGGGCGCUCUUCGUCGACUGCGACUUCCUCUUCGUCGCCGACGUCGCGGAGCUGGCGCGCAUGGCCGACCCGCGCUACGCGGUGCUGUGCGUGCACCACGACUACGCGCCCAAGGAGGCCACCAAGAUGGACGGCGCCGUGCAGACGGUGUACCCGCGCAAGAACUGGUCGUCCAUGGUGCUCUUCAACUGCGCCCACCCAAAGAACCGCGCCGCGCUGACGCCCGAGGCCGUGAGCACGCAGAGCGGCGCGUACCUGCACCGCUUCAUGUGGCUGGACGACGCCGACAUCGGCGAGGUGCCCUUCGUGUGGAACUUCCUCGUGGGGCACAACCGCGUCGACCCCGCCGACACGGCCGGGACGGCGCCGCGCGCCAUCCACUACACUUCCGGCGGGCCGUGGUUCGAGCAGUACAAGAACUGCGAGUUCGCGGAGCUCUGGGUCCAGGAACGUGACGCGUAUGAGGCCGAGGCGGAGGAGGACGAGGAGAAGGAAGAGCACGAGCCCAAGGCCAUCCUGCAUGCCCCUGCUGCGCCGUCGGCAGUUCCCGUGGACGCCUGAGCCUCACGUGCGGUGCCUACUGUUUUCUAAUAAUAUGAUUGGAAUAAACUCAUGACGGCCACACCUCAAGAAUGAUAAGUUCUAUAUAUUGUUGAUCAUAUGGUUAAAUAUUACUUUGAGGCUAAA
This is a messenger RNA of Oryza sativa Japonica Group (Japanese rice), 1168 nucleotides long. Lineage: Eukaryota; Viridiplantae; Streptophyta; Magnoliopsida; Poales; Poaceae. The record is from RefSeq and is a predicted model, not a curated record.